This is a messenger RNA of Eucalyptus grandis, 1179 nucleotides long. RefSeq names its product TMV resistance protein N-like. Gene Ontology annotation, biological process: defense response. The coding region runs from base 1 to 1179 and encodes 392 amino acids. Lineage: Eukaryota; Viridiplantae; Streptophyta; Magnoliopsida; Myrtales; Myrtaceae. The record is from RefSeq and is a predicted model, not a curated record. The transcript has 5 exons.
AUGGAAUCAAAGGAAGUUCGAAUGGUUGGAAUUUAUGGACUUGAAGGAGUAGACAAGACGACUAUUGCCAAAGCUACUUACAAUACUUUUUAUCAUGGUGGCCUACUUCAGCUUCAAGAGACGCUUCUUUCUGAGGAAAUGUGGGAUGAUGAUCUGAAGCUUGGCAAUGUUCACAGAGAUGAUUAUGAGAAGGAUAUUUUUCUUGACAUCGCAUGUUCUUCAAGGGAAAGAGUAUCAAGUUAUGUGACAGAGAGUUUGGAAAGCUGUGAUCUCUACCCAAAUAGUGGGAUUGCUGUUCUAAUAAAUAAGUCACUCAUCACUAUUGAGAGUGGCAAGCUGGAGACGCAUGAUAUGAUUCAAGAAAUGGGAAGAGAAAUUGUUUGGAGAGAAUCUCCCAAAGAGCCAGGGGAGUGCAGCAGACUGUGGUUCUAUGAGGACGUGCUUCACGUGCCAACAGAAGGCAUGGGAACUAAUAAAGUAGAAGCAAUAAUGCUCAAGUUGGGGACUCCUAAAGAAGUACGCUUCGGUGCUCAGGCCUUCGUAAAUAUGAAGAGACUGAGAUUUUUCUUAGCUCGCAAUGAAUACCAUUCAGGAUAUCCCAUAUACUUUCCUGCUGAAUUAAGAUGGCUGGAUUGGCCUGAUUUCUCUGUGCCAUCUACGCCAUUCAAUACGGGCCACAAGAAACUUGUAUAUCUAGACCCGAGUAAAAGCAGCAUCAGAAUAUUAGGGAAGGAAUUCAAGCUUUUUGGAAAUUUGAGGAUUGUUAAUUUUAGCCACCGUACAUUGCUAACUGAAAUUCCCGAUGUAUUGUCACUGCCAAAUCUUGAGAGUUUGGAUUCUCAAGAGUGCACUAAUCUUGUUGAGGUGCAUCAAUCUAUCGGGUGUCUGGACAAGCUUGUAUAUCUGAACUUUUUGUACUACUACAAUAUUAGCCGAUUUCCAGGCAAUCUACAGUCAAUGACUCUUCAAAAUUUGAUCCAUAGAGGUUGCUCAAAGCUUUCAAGGUUUCCCGAUAUUCUUGUGACAAUGAAAUGUCUAAAAGAACUAGUGCUUCAUGAGACUGCCAUUAAAGAUCUACCCUCCUCGAUCACUAAUCUUAUCGGAUUGAAAGAGUUGUAUCUAAGGGAUUGCUUGGACCUUAAGAACCUUCCUUGUAGUAUCUAUACACUGCAGCUAUGA